Molecule: messenger RNA, 681 nt
Organism: Suillus plorans
Lineage: Eukaryota; Fungi; Basidiomycota; Agaricomycetes; Boletales; Suillaceae
Product: winged helix DNA-binding domain-containing protein
Exons: 5
Coding region: 1-681 (226 amino acids)
Biological process (GO): regulation of DNA-templated transcription
Molecular function (GO): DNA-binding transcription factor activity; sequence-specific DNA binding
Source: RefSeq, a predicted model, not a curated record
AUGAAGAGAGAACCCACUCACCAGAUCCACUCAGUCCCCCCACUCAAAGAACAGGAAGAUACCAUGCCAGCAACAAGCGAUUUCGUUAAAAAGCUAUACAAAAUGUUAGAAGACCAUACCUUCUCCCAUGUCGUCUCAUGGGGACCACAAGGUGACUGCUUCGUCGUAAAGGACAUGAACGAAUUCACAAAAUCUAUCCUCCCACGCAUGUUCAAGCAUUCAAAUUUUGCCUCCUUCGUCAGACAACUCAACAAAUAUGAUUUUCAUAAAGUAAAAACAUCCGAUGAUGCCCAAUUUGGCGAACACAGCUGGACAUUCCGACACCCUGAUUUCCAUGCCGACAGACGCGACGCCCUCGAAAACAUAAAGCGCAAAGUCCCUGCUGCACGUAAAUCUAUUCCUUCCGCCUCUAACGGGGGUCUCAGCGGUGGCAGAGGAACAAGUUCCGGCAGCCCCGUCCCAGGCGAAACUACUAACGCCGAAAUAGCAUCUGUGCAAUCGCACAUCAGCAGUUUGAGGAAUCAAAUCGGGAGGGCUGAAGAGCGGAUUAGGGUGUUGGAGCGUCAGUAUGGGGACGUACUUGUUGAGAUGGUCAAUUUUCAAAAGGGGAUGGCGCAGCAGGAUGGCUUGAUGCAGGGAUUGAUACAGUAUUUUUUAGGGGAGGGAGGUGAGUGUCUUUGA